AUGGGUUUUAAUGGUUUUUGGGGGGGGGGGGGAUUAGGGGGGGGGGUUUUGUUUGGGGGGGGAUGGGGUUUAAGGGUGGUGUGGUGUGAGUGGGGGGGUAAUUUGGGGGGGGGGGGUUGUUGUUUUAAUGGGGUGGAUGUGGAUUGUUGGGAUGGUGGGGAUGUGGGUGGGAUUGAGGGGGUUUUGGGUUUAUGGGAUUUGGGAUUGGUGUGUGGGAUGGUGGGGAAUAUAGAUGAUGGGGAUGGGGGGUUUUUGGGGAUUUGUGGGAUGGGGUGGGGGAGUGGGAUUAUGGGGAUUGGGGGGGGAUUUUGGGUUGGGGUAUUAUUGGAUUUUGGAUGUGGGGAAUUGGGAGUUUGGUGGGGUUAUGGGAUUGGAAGGGGGUUUGUGGGGUGUGGGGGGGGGGGUUUGGGUAUGAUUGUUUGGUGGGGAAUGUGGGUGGGAUUGGUGGAUGAUAUGGGAUUGGGUGUGGAGGAGGUGGUAGGUGGUAGGAGGAAAUAG
This is a messenger RNA of Knipowitschia caucasica, 498 nucleotides long. The record is from the annotation of a GenBank genome assembly. NCBI's taxonomy places the organism in Eukaryota, Metazoa, Chordata, Actinopteri, Gobiiformes, Gobiidae.